AUGCGGGAUUCUCCCGAUGCGUUUAUCGCAAGCUUGGAGACGGAAGAGGCGCAUCUCGUGGAGAAGUGGCAAGAGCGCAUCCAACAAGGUGUGGUCGUCUUUUGUGCUUCUGCCGGAUGCGAUGUGGGCUUUGCGUGGGUUGUGCGGAAAGGAGAUGCGGUGACCCUGGGCUUAUGGGUUUCGCCGGAGCACCGCUGCCGCGGGAUCGGAGCUGCACUUCUCGAUGCAGCUAUCCAGUGGGCACGCAGUGUGGGAGCGAGAAGGGUCUCGCUGAACGUCGCAGACGGGACUGCGGAAGGGAUGUGCUGA
Molecule: messenger RNA, 309 nt
Organism: Symbiodinium sp. CCMP2456
Lineage: Eukaryota; Dinophyceae; Suessiales; Symbiodiniaceae
Source: the annotation of a GenBank genome assembly